This is a messenger RNA of Trichosurus vulpecula (common brushtail), 2115 nucleotides long. It is a transcript of the gene LRRC4B, whose product is annotated as leucine rich repeat containing 4B. The transcript has 2 exons. NCBI's taxonomy places the organism in Eukaryota, Metazoa, Chordata, Mammalia, Diprotodontia, Phalangeridae. The record is from RefSeq and is a predicted model, not a curated record. The coding region runs from base 1 to 2115 and encodes 704 amino acids. Gene Ontology annotation, cellular component: plasma membrane. Gene Ontology annotation, molecular function: protein binding.
AUGGCUCGUCCCUGCAGCUCCCCGUGGCCCCUGCUGCUCCCUGGGAGGAUGUCCUGGCCCCGAGGGGCCCUGCUCUUCCUCUGGCUCUGCUCUCCCCAGCUGGGGGGUGGCGGGGGUGGCGCAGCCCUCGCGGCAGCUGCUGGAGGGGGGUCCCCACCAGCUACAUCCUGCCCGGCAGCCUGUUCCUGCAGCAACCAGGCCAGCCGGGUGAUCUGUACUCGGAGGGAACUGGCUGAAGUCCCGGCCAGCAUCCCAGUCAACACGCGAUACUUGAACCUUCAGGAGAAUGGGAUCCAGGUGAUCCGAACUGAUACCUUUAAACAUCUGCGUCAUCUGGAGAUCCUUCAGCUGAGCAAGAACCUGGUGAGAAAGAUUGAGGUGGGCGCCUUCAACGGCCUGCCCAGCCUCAACACGCUGGAGCUCUUCGACAACCGGCUGACCACGGUGCCCACGCAGGCCUUCGAGUACCUGUCCAAGCUGCGGGAGCUGUGGCUGCGCAACAACCCCAUCGAGAGCAUCCCCUCGUACGCCUUCAACCGGGUGCCGUCGCUGCGGCGGCUGGACCUGGGGGAGCUCAAGCGGCUGGAGUAUAUCUCGGAGGCCGCCUUCGAGGGGCUGGUGAAUCUGCGUUACCUCAAUCUGGGCAUGUGCAACCUGAAGGACAUCCCCAACCUGACGGCGCUGGUGCGGCUCGAGGAGCUCGAGCUGUCCGGCAACCGGCUGGACCUGAUCCGGCCGGGCUCCUUCCAGGGCCUCACCAGCUUGCGCAAACUCUGGCUGAUGCACGCCCAGGUGGGCACCAUCGAGCGCAACGCCUUCGACGACCUCAAAUCCCUGGAGGAGCUCAACCUGUCCCACAACAACCUGAUGUCCCUGCCCCACGACCUCUUCACGCCCCUGCACCGGCUGGAGCGCGUGCACCUUAACCACAACCCGUGGCACUGCAACUGUGACGUGCUCUGGCUGAGCUGGUGGCUCAAGGAGACGGUGCCCAGCAACACCACGUGCUGCGCGCGCUGCCACGCCCCCGCCGGCCUCAAGGGCCGCUAUAUCGGCGAGCUGGACCAGUCGCACUUCACGUGCUACGCGCCGGUCAUCGUGGAGCCGCCGACGGACCUCAACGUCACCGAGGGCAUGGCGGCCGAGCUCAAGUGCCGCACGGGCACCUCCAUGACCUCCGUCAACUGGUUGACCCCCAACGGGACCCUGAUGACCCACGGCUCGUACCGUGUCCGCAUCUCGGUCCUGCACGACGGGACCCUCAACUUCACCAACGUCACCGUCCAGGACACGGGCCAGUACACAUGUAUGGUGACAAACUCGGCCGGCAAUACCACGGCUUCCGCCACCCUCAAUGUCUCCGCUGUGGACCCCGUGGGGGCGGGUGGUCCCGGCGGGCCCGGGGGCUCUAGCGGGGGAGGCUACACGUACUUCACCACAGUGACCGUGGAGACUCUGGAGACCCAGUCUGGUGACGAGAUCCUCCUGCCCCGCGGGACAGAGAAGGAACCCCCAGGGCCCACGACAGACGGAGGCUGGGGUGGGCCCCGAGGCCCCGGCGAGGUGGGAGGACCUGCCUCGUCCUCCACCACGGCGCCUGCCCCGAGGUCCUCCCGCCCCACAGAGAAGGCGUUCACGGUCCCGAUCACGGACGUGACCGAGAAUACCCUCAAAGACCUGGACGACGUCAUGAAGACCACCAAGAUCAUCAUCGGCUGCUUCGUCGCCAUCACCUUCAUGGCCGCCGUGAUGCUGGUCGCCUUCUACAAGCUUCGCAAGCAGCACCAGCUCCACAAGCACCACGGCCCCACCCGCACCGUGGAGAUCAUCAACGUGGAGGACGAGCUGCCCGCCGCCUCCGCCGUGUCCGUGGCCGCAGCCGCUGCCGUGUCCGGCGUGGGCGGGGGCGGGGACAGCCACUUGGCCCUGCCCGCCCUGGAGCGUGACCAUCUCAACCACCACCACUAUGUGGCCGCUGCCUUCAAGGCCCACUACAGCAGCAACCCGGGUGGCGGGGGCUGCGGGGGCAAGGGGCCCCCCGGGCUCAACUCCAUCCACGAACCUUUGCUCUUUAAGAGCAGCUCCAAGGAGAACGUGCAAGAGACACAGAUCUGA